CCUUUUCGUCGAUAUUUUUUCGGAGCCAAAACUCAAUUUUUAUCAGUUUUCUAUGAGAACGUUGUUUUCGCGCUAUAAACAAACAGCCGUAUACAUUUUCUGUCCAAUCUAGUUGGCGGCAAAGCUUUCGUUUUCAAAUAUAAGUUGACUUUGUUUUAACACUACAUACAUACACAUUUGCUCAUUAUACUCAAGUGUUUAUACUGUACACACGCACACGCCGACUACUGAAAUGGCAGCGAACUACGACACUCAAGGGACCAGCACCAUCGUCAGCAAUUUCACACCUGCAGAUGGCAAAUCCCAAUCAAGUGCGCGUUCAUGUUUUCAAUCGUUUUGCGGCAAUGUAUUUGUUUUGUAAUUAAUUUUGUGGUGUUUUUAGAGAGCCCAAUGAAGGACGAAUCGUUCAGGAAGUUGCGAGAGACGUUUGUCAUUCAAGGCAAAAUCGGUUCUGGCACGUUUAGCAAGGUAUAUCUGGCCUACGCCAGAAGCGACCCCCAAAAACAGUGCUACGCCAUCAAGCACAUCAAGCAGACGACCCAUCCAGAGAAGUUAAGGCGUGAAAUCUUUUGCCUACUAAAAAUCGGGUUAGUAAACUAAAAUUAUUGUAUUCAAAUGUAUAUUAUUUAGAGCGAAUUGUGAUAUUUGUUUUAUUAUUAUAAUAUAUUAAUGCCAUACUCUAGUAUCAGUUUUGAGGUACCUACAUUAAUAUCCAUGUUAAUUGUAUUCAUAAUAUGACCUGAUUAUAAAUUUAAUUAAAAUAUUAAAAAGUUUUCGUUUUUGAAAAAUAUUUAUAUACAUUGUUCAAAAUCUAUUGUUUAUCUAUUCAUUUAAAUAUAUAAAAUAAUUUCAAAAUUCAAAUUAUACUACUGAAAUAUUUAUAAAGAAAUAUUUUUUUUAUUUUUCAGUGGACAAGAUAAUGUAAUGGGAUUAGUAACCUCUUUGCGAAUCAGAAGUUCUGUUUGCUUAGUAAUGCCUUACAUUAAACAUGACCAUCCAUUGGUAAUUAUUGUCCUUAUAUAAUCUAGAUAAAAUAUAAAACUAAAUCAUUAUAGUUUAAUAAAGUGUAAAUAUUUGCUGUUUUUCAGACUUAUCUUUGUUCAAUGGAUGCUAAUGAAUUACGUUUGUAUAUUAAAAAUUUAUUAAUUGCUUUGCAAAGAAUACACUCCUUUAAUAUCGUUCAUAGAGAUGUUAAACCUAGUAAUUUUUUGUACAAUCGUUCUACUUCAACGUAUGUAAUUUAGUUUGUUUUAUGACAAAGUAAUUAAAUAACUAAUAUGAUAUAUGUUUUAGUUUUAUGCUUACUGAUUUUGGACUUGCUCAUCCUAACAUCAACCCUACAAACAGGCAUAGGCAAAUCAAAAGCCUAUCUGAUAAUAAAACUGACCAGUCUUCUUAUAAACAAAACAAUUCAAAGUGCGACUUUAAUGACCUCAACGUGAGAUAUUUCAAAAUUAUAUACAAAAUUAAAAAUAAUGUGUUUAAAUAUAAUUUUAGAUUAACCGUAAGCGAUCAAGUUCAGCAGGAGCCCCGUGUAUGAAUUCAUGUAAAAAACGUAUUUUGCAAAACAUAGUGGAUGGACCUAAUUCUACACCUUACGGAUGCACCUUAAGAAAAAGAACCAAAUUAAUGAUGCCCAAGGAACCAUUAUUAAAGGAAAAUUCUCCUAUUAAAAAAGAAUUUGUUGUCCCUAAGAAUAAUAGUCCUAGUUGCUCAAGUGCCAUGAAUAAUAAUUUAUUUAAUGUUAGUAUAAUGUUUGUUUUUAUAACUUAUAAGUUUAUAAUAUUAAUUGUUUGAUUUAUUUUAUUUAUUCUAAUACAAAUAGGAGAAAUCUAGUUUUGCCAUUCCAAAAGUGCCACGUUUAACAUGUGACUGUGUAGGGAAAUUGAAAGUAUGCAAUGUUUGUAUAAAAAGACCUGAAAUGAAAGCUCCUCGAGCUGGAACACCUGGAUUUCGAGCUCCAGAAGUUCUUUUAAAAUACAAAUACCAAAACACUGGUAAGUGGUAAUUAUAUCCAAUUAAACAAUUAUACAUUGAUUAUAGUAGUUAUUAUGUAAAUAAAAAAAUAAUUUUUUCCGUUUUUAAACUUGAAACUGAUUAUAAAUAUGAUUUAAAUAAGAUCUAAAUAUUAUUUUUAUACUAAAAUUUAAGACAGUAAAUCAAAUAGUGGUUAUUUUACAUAUUUCAUCUACAUCAUUUAAUGUAAUUAUCAUCUUAUCAAUGGUCGUAUUAUAUUUUUGAUCAUAUUUUUAUUUAAACAAAAUUUUUAGUAUAAAAUCACACUUGAAAUACUAUUUUGAUCCUCUUAAAUUUAAAUUUCUUUGAAGUUUUGGAAAGUAUAUAAUUUAAUUAUAAUUUAUUAAUUACAUUAUUACCUUAGUGGAUUAAUAAAAAACUGCAUUUUUAAAUACAUAAUAUAAAAUGUUAAAAACAUUUCAAAUGUAGGUUGAUUUUUUUAAAUCUUUAUUUGUAUUUUCUGUAUCUUACUAAAUUUUGUUUCACAAUAUUAACCCCGUUUUGAAUUUUCUAGCUCUUGAUAUUUGGUCUGUUGGAGUAAUUAUGCUGGAAGCCAUGAGCCGUUGCUAUCCAUUUUUUAGUGCUGAAAAUGAUUCUACGUGUUUGGCUGAAAUGAUAACUGUUUUCGGGGAUCGUGCUAUUAAAAAUGUAGCUAAAAUGUUAGGUAAGUGUUAAAAUACUACAAAGUAUAAAUACAUUUUAUCUAAUUAUUUAUAAUUUUUAUUUUGUAUUAGGUCGUAAUGUUAUUUGUGAAGUUCAAAAACCUCCAUUAGAUCUCCGAGCAAUAUGUCGUCUUUUAUGCCAUCGAUCUAGUGUACCGAAUUUAAACUCAGCUGGUGUUUCUUCAAGCAAUGGGUUGGAUACAUGCAAUAAUUGUUUGAAACCUAUUCAAUUAUCUGGCUGUGAAGUAUUUUCAGAUAGUUGUAGUUGUUACUUAAAUGUUACUGAUGAUUUUCCAUAUCCUGCCUAUGAUCUCUUAAAAAAACUAUUAUGUUUGAAUCCAGUAGAGCGAAUAACUGCAGAUGUUGCAUUAAAACAUCCAUUUUUUAAAAUGGAUGAAAAGAAAAGUUAAUUUUUUUUAAAUUCAUUUAAAUUGUUGUUAUUUAUUAAUCACAAUUUCUAUUUAUUUGUAUUGUGUUAUAAAUUUAAUUUAAUGGAAUAUUUAAAUCCUUUUCCGUGUUAAAUUGUUUAUGCACUCUUCAAAUUUACUAUUGAAUUCCAUUUUUAUUCUUAAUACUUUAAUUAUUAAACUAAUUUGAUACAAAAUGUAUAGAAACAUAAUUCUAAAACUUUUUAAAAUUUAUAUUGCAGUCAAUAUUGACAUUUUGUUUGUUUAUUUAUUCUUAAUUUUUAUUUAUAAUCCUGGUAUUAUUAUUAUAAUUGUAAUGUUUAAUUGUUAUUUGUAUUAUUAUCAGUUUUUUUUUUUGUGAUGAAUUUAAAUACUUUUUUUAUAAAUAUUUUCAAAUUAUAAACUUUCUAGUCAGACUAUUAAUCUAUGUAUUAUUAAUUUACAAAAUACUUAAUCUAUAAUAUUUAAAUUAGUAUGAAAUACAUUGAGUACUUCUGUAAAAACAUAAGUUCUUUGAACAAUUUUUAAGUAUAAAUUUUAAAGUUGAAAUGUUCUAAUUGAACACUUAACUGAAGUAUUAUUUAUAAAAAAACUUGUUAUAAGAAAAUUUGUAGCAAAGAAUUGUGUUUUUUACUUAAUAUAUUUUUUUACAUAGAAAUAUUGUUAGUUUUUUACUUUUUGUAAAAUGAAUUUGUAAUUCAACUAAAUUUGAAUUUUUGAUAUAUUCUGUAAAUCAAAAUAAAACUUAGGCAGCCAAUAUUUGGUUAAUUUUUUACAUCUAAGUGUAUUAACUGUAUUUUUCUCUGGUGAGAAUAUAUUUUUAAUUUUAUAUUUUUUCUGUUCUAAGUUUUUUAACAGUUUUAUAAUUUUAGUCAUGUUUUUUUUUAAUAUUAUGAAUAAUUAUAUUUCAAUCAAAAUUAUAAUUAUACUCUUAAAAGCUCACUAAUAUUAAUAACUAAUUUAUAAAUGUGAAUAAUUUUUGAUUCGAUUGUAUGUAUGACUUCCUGAAACAUUUGUUAUUUGUGUUAUAUUAUGUUAAUGUAUGCCUAAUUAUCAUAUGUGUGGGAGAGAAGUUGAUUAGACAAUUGAGAUAGCAAUUUUUGGUAUUAUUUUUCAUGUUAUGUAGAUGUAUUAAUUACUGUAUAUUAUUAAAUUAAAUUAGAUAAUGCGGUGUUUCUAGUCCAUUUAAAUAUGAAAACUAUUUUUAAAAUUCAGGGAUGUUAAAAAUUAACUCUUUUAUGUGUUCAAUAGGUACGGUUUUAAAAUACUGUUUUAAGUAUUAAGUCUUUAUUUAUACACUUUGAAAUUAUGGGACUGGUUUUUAAUAGAUUAUUUCAAUAUAGGAAACCCUAUAUAUAAUAAUAUAACAACCCUGAAUUUAUAUCGAAUGAACUGAUUUUUUAAAACUUUUUUACUGCCUUUGUAAUAAUGUAAUAAAAAUGUUUUGUUUCUUUUUUGUAUGUAGCAAACAUUCUGUAUUUUAUGACAAUUAUAUGGGAUUUGUGUUUAAGAUAAGGGUUAUUUUUAAAAUUAAAAGACUGUUAAAUUUAAAUGUAAUAAUUUCUUAUUGUUUUGAGGUGUGGUUAUUUUUGUUUCGUUGUCAUAAUAACAAUGUUAAACAAUGUAGUUCCGUUGUUAUAGAAAGUUCAAUGAUGUAUCGCACAUUUUAUACUUAUUAUAUAAUACAUUAAUGUACCUACCUAUAGUUAAUUUUUAGUUAAUUUUUUUUUAUGAUUAAAUAAUAUUUGAACUCAAUCCAAGAAACUAACAUUACUUUGAAAUGUAUUAAACUUGUUUUAUAAGUUAUAAUAAGUACC
Molecule: messenger RNA, 4902 nt
Organism: Cinara cedri
Lineage: Eukaryota; Metazoa; Arthropoda; Insecta; Hemiptera; Aphididae
Source: the annotation of a GenBank genome assembly